AUGGGGCUGAGGCUGGUUGACAAGGUAAGGUCAUUCUGAGCAUUGAUAUACUCUUACUUGAAAUGUAUUUGUUUUUUGUUUUUUUGUAGAAUUUGCCAUCAAAUAUUAUUACUGAUGCACUAUGCAUAAUAGCCCUAUCUGUAUGCUUUGUAAAAAAAUUUGGUCACAUAUUAUGUGCACAGAUGGUAAAUAAACCUGAACUCGAGUUGCUCUCAGAACGGCAACUGGCAUUUGAACUGCCUUUUAGAGGUUGUUUUUCAUUACUAUAAAUCAGAUAGACAACAAAGCACUAACAUUGAUUUCUGCACCCAGAACCAAAUACAGUGUACAUGCUGGUCAGCUACUCAAUUUGUUACAUUUAUGUAACAGUCUGUCACAGGAGACUAACAUUGACAGAAAACACAGCACUAACAUUGAUGUACAUUAUAUAAACGGUUCCCCCUAUCUUUGGCAGCAAGGGCCUCAGAGCCAGAAGAUGGUGAUCUUCGGAGCCAUCUUCCUCCUGAUGACCCUCCUCAUCCUCUUUAGCUCCAACAGCGGCAACGACAUCAGUCCCUUCUACAGUCCCUUCCGGGCGUCCUCGCCUCAUCACGCCAUCAAGGUCACUGACCUCAAGAAAUGGGCAGGGAAGGAGGGCUAUGUGGCUGUCUAUGGAAACAAGGUAAUUUACACUCAGGGUUGGAAUUACAGAGAAAAUCUAUGGAACCUCCAUUUAAUCCAAGAGACCUGGUCAAGAAGGCUACAUCUUGUAUAAAAACAGAACAUUAAAGAAAUGGGUUAAUUUGAACCCUGUUCUGCUCACACUUGCGGGGUCAAGUUGAAGUGGUGGACAAAAAAUGCUUAGCACUGGCUAAAUAGUAGUAGUGGGUGGAUUAUAGUCUCUACCGCAUGAUCCAUAGAAACAAUAAUGCAUAGCCCAAAAACAGACACAAAUGCAUUUUAGGAACAACUCCUGUCCAAAUCGAGUAAAAAAAACUUGUUGCACAAUCCAUACAGCUGUGUUCAUGUAGCUGCUUUGUGUAUGACUGUGGUGAGCUUUUGUUUCGAACUACUAUUUAACUUCCACUGAGUUUUCAGAGAGCGAGAGAGAGAGAGAGAAAACACAGGGAGACAAACACCUAACUAGAGGUGACAGCAUCCCCUCCCCAAUAUGCCCCCCUAGAUACAACUAUGACAAAACAACCAACAACUCCUGCAGCUCUGUCGCAAGCUGGGUCUGUACAUACUCAAUGGUAGGCUUCGAGGGGACUCCUAUGGUAGGUACACCUAUAGCUUAUCUCUUGGCAGUAGUACAGUAGACUACUUUAUCACCGACCUCAACCCAGAGUCUCUCAGAGCAUUCAGUCGGCCCGCUGAGACACCACUAUCAAAUCACAAUCUACUUGAACAGAGCAAUACUCAACCAUAAGGCAUCGAAGCCGAGCAAACUGCAUGCUUUUAAGAAAUGUUAUAGAUGGAAGGAGGGUAGUGUAGAAACCUACCAAAAAACAAUUGGCUAACAACGAAUCCAAUCCCUCCUAGACAACUUCCUUGACAAAAUGUUUCCCUGCAAUAGUGCAGGUGUAAACUUAGCAGUAGGAAGCCUGAACAGUAUAUUUGACCUAUCAGCUAACAUAUCACAUUUAAUUUCAAGCAGAAAACCUAAAACUAACAACAAUGAGAAAUGGUUUGAUGAAGAAUGCAGAAACCUAAGAAAGAAAUUGAGAAACCUAUCCAACCAAAAACAGAGAGAACCAGAAAACCUUAGCUUACGCCUUCACUAUGGUGAAACAAUACAUAAAUACACUAAGAAAAAAUAAGGAACAUCAUGUCAGAAAACAGCUCAAUGUGAUUAAAGAAUCCAUAGAAUCAAAUAACUUCUGGGAAAAUAGGAACACACUAAACAUACAACACGAAGAGCUAUCUAUCCAAAAUGGAGAUGUAUAUGUUUUGCUCUUUGUUCUAUGGCCGAAAAGGUUGGAGAAAUGGUUUACCCAUACAAGAUAAUUUACAAAACUUAGAAUCAGCUAUUAAAGACUACCAGAACCCACUGGAUUCUCCAAUUACAUUGGAUAUGCUACAGGACAAAAUACAAACCCUCCAACCCAAAAAGCCCUGUGGUGUUGAUGGUACACUAAACAAAAUGAUAAAAUAUACAGACCACAAAUUCAAAUGUGCUAUUCUUAAACUCUCCAACAUUAUCCUCAGCUCUGGUAUCUUCCCCAAUAUUUGGAACCAAGGUCUGAUCACCCCAAUCUACAAAAGUUGAGACAAAUUUGACCCCAAUAAUUACUGUGGAAUCUGCAUCCAGUCAUCUUGGAAAAAUCCUCUGCAGUAUCAUCAACAGCAGACUCCAACAUUUCCUCAGUGAAAACAAUGUCCUGAGCAAACGUCAAAUUGGCUUUCUACCAAAAUAACGUACGACAGACCACGUAUACACCCUGCACACCCUUAUUGACAAACAAACAAAACAAAAGCAAAGUCUUCUCAUGCUUUGUUUAUUUAAAAAAAGCUUUUGACUCAAUUUGGCAUGAGGGUCUGCUAUACAAAUGGAUGUAAAGUGGUGUUGGGGGAAUAACAUACGACAUUAUAAAAUCCAUGUACACAAACAACAAGUGUGCGGUUAAAAUUGGCAAUAAACACACACAUUUCUUUCCACAGGGCCGUGGGGUGAGACAGGGACAAGUUCAAACACCCAAUUGAGACAAUGCAUGCAGAAUUCUGCAACAAUAUACUUUGUGUGCAACGCAAAACCCCAAACAAUGCAUGGAAUUAUAUCUGACCCUAAACAGAGUACACAGGACUAGAAUACCUGACCACAGUGACUGACCCAAAAUUAAGAACAUCCUUGACUAUGUACAGACUCUUUGAGCAUAGCCUUGCUAUUGAGAGAGGCCGCCAUAGGCAGACCUGGCUCUCGAGAGAAGACAGGCUAUCUGCACACUGCCCACAAAAUGAGGUGGAAACUGAGCUGCACUUACUAACUUCCUGCCAAAUGUAUGACCACCUUAGAGAUACAUACUGUAUUUCCCACAGAUUACACGGACCCACAAAGAAUUUGAAAAGAAAUCAAGCAUUGAUGAACUCCCAUAUCUGUUAGGUGAAAUAAAAAAUAUAAAAAAUAUCGCAGCGGUGUGCAAUCACAGCAGCAACGAGUGCAGCACAAACAUUGUAAAUACCACCAAUAUUUACAGUGGGGAAAAAAAGAUACAGGUCAAUGAUACAGGUCAAACUUUUCUGUAAGUCUUCACAAGGUUUUCACACACUGUUGCUGGUAUUUUGGCCCAUUCCUCCAUGCAGAUCUCCUCUAGAGCAGUGAUGUUUUGGGGCUGUCGCUGGGCAACAUGGACUUUAAACUCCCUCCAAAGAUUUUCAAUGGGGUUGAGAUCUGGAGACUGGCUAGGCCACUCCAGGACCUUGAAAUGCUUCUUACGAAGCCACUCCUUCGUUGCCCGGGCGGUGUGUUUGGGAUCAUUGUCAUGCUGAAAGACCCAGCCACGUUUCAUCUUCAAUGCCCUUGCUGAUGGAAGGAGGUUUUCACUCAAAAUCUCACGAUACAUGGCCCCAUUCAUUCUUUCCUUUACACGGAUCAGUCGUCCUGGUCCCUUUGCAGAAAAACAGCCCCAAAGCAUGAUGUUUCCACCCCCAUGCUUCACAGUAGGUAUGGUGUUCUUUGGAUGCAACUCAGCAUUCUUUAUCCUCCAAACACGACGAGUUGAGUUUUUACCAAAAGGUUCUAUUUUGGUUUCAUCUGACCAUAUGACAUUCUCCCAAUCCUCUUCUGGAUCAUCCAAAUGCACUCUAGCAAACUUCAGACGGGCCUGGACAUGUACUGGCUUAAGCAGGGGGACACGUCUGACACUGCAGGAUUUUAGUCCCUGGCGGCGUAGUGUGUUACUGAUGGUAGGCUUUGUUACUUUGGUCCCAGCUCUCUGCAGGUCAUUCACUAGGUUCCCCCAUGUGGUUCUGGGAUUUUUGCUCACCGUUCUUGUGAUCAUUUUGACCCCACGGGGUGAGAUGUUGCAUGGAGCCCCAGAUUGUGGGAGAUUAUCAGUGGUCUUGUAUGUCUUCCAUUUCCUAAUAAUUGUUCCCACAGUUGAUUUCUUCAAACCAAGCUGCUUACCUAUUGCAGAUUCAGUCUUCCCAGCCUGGUGCAGGUCUACAAUUUUGUUUCUGGUGUCCUUUGACAGCUCUUUGGUCUUGGCCAUAGUGGAGUUUGGAGUGUGACUGUUUGAGGUUGUGGUCAGGUGUCUUUUAUACUGAUAACAAGUUCAAACAGGUGCCAUUAAUACAGGUAACGAGUGGAGGACAGAGGAGCCUCUUAAAGAAGAAGUUACAGGUCUGUGAGAGCCAGAAAUCUUGCUUGUUUGUAGGUGACCAAAUACUUAUUUUCCACCAUAAUUUGCAAAUAAAUUCAUUAAAAAUCCUACAAUGUGAUUAUCUGGAUUUUUCCCCCUCAAUUUGUCUGUCAUAGUUGACGUGUACCUAUGAUAAAAAUUACAGGCCUCUCUCAUCUUUUUAAGUGGGAGAACUUGCACAAUUGGUGGCUGACUAAAUACUUUUUUUCCCCACUGUAUCUGUUUAUUUAUCUUCCCCCUACUAUUCGUACUACAACUAUUUGCACAUUGCAUCUGCUAAAUGACUAAAAUGUAAAUGUAAUAAACACUAUACAUAGCUGGUAAUUCCUAAUUGUUUUUUAUUUAUAUUGUUUUGUCUUCUCACUUUUGGGGAGGGAGAUCUAUCUAUCUACAGUGCAUUCGGAAUGUAUAUUCAGACCCCUUGACUUUUUCCACAUUUUGUUACGUUACAGCCUUAUUCUAAAAUGUAUUAAAUAAAUAAAAAUCCUCAUCAAUCUACACACAAUACCCCAUAAUGACAAAGUGAAAACAGGUUUUUAGAUUUUUUUGCAAAUGUAUAAAAAAAAAACAGAAAUACCUUGUUUCCUUUGAUCAUCCUUGAUGUUUCGACAACUUGAUUGGAGUCCACCUGUGGUAAAUUCAAUUGAUUGGAUAUGAUUUGGAAAGGCACACACCUGUCUAUAUAAGGUCCCACAGUUGACAGUGCAUGUCAGAGCAAAAACCAAGCCAUGACGUCAAAGGAAUUGUCCGUAGAGCUCCGAGAAAGGAUUGUGUCGAGGCACAGAUCUGGGGAAGGGUACCAAAGAAAUUCUGCAGCAUUGAAGGUCCCCAAGAACACAGUAGCCUCCAUCAUUCUUAAAUGGAAGAAGUUUGGAACCACCAAGACUCUUCCUAGAUCUGGCCGCCCGCCAAACUGAGCAAUUGGGGGAGAAGAGCCUUGGUUAGGGAGGUGACCAAGAACCCAAUGGUCACUCUGACAGAGCUCCAGAGUUCCUCUGUGGAGAUGGGAGAACCUUCCAGAAGGACAACCAUUUCUGCAGCACUCCACUAAUCAGGCCUUUUUGGUAGAGUGGCCAGACAGAAGCCACUCCUCAGUAAAAGCCCGCUUGGAGAUUGCCAAAAGGCACCUAAAGAACUCUCAGACCAUGAGAAACAAGAUUCUCUGGUCUGAUGGAGCCAAGAUUGAACUCUUUGGCCUGAAGUCCAAGCGUCACGACUGGAGGAAAUCUGGCACAAUCCCUGCGGUGAAGCAUGGUGGUGGCAGCAUCAUGCUGUGGGGAUGUUUUUCAUCGGCAGGGAUUGGGAGACUAGUCAGGAUCGAGGGAAAGAUGAACGGAGCAAAGUACGGAGAGAUCCUUGAUGAAAACCUGCUCCAGAGUGCUCAGGACCUCAGACUGGGGUGAAGGUUCACCUUCCAACAGGACAACGACCCUAAGCACACAGCCAAGACAACGCAGGAGUGGCUUCGGGACAAGUCUCUGAAUGUCCUUGAGUGGCCCAGCCAGAGCCUGGACUUGAACCCAAUCGAACAUCUCUGGAGAGACCUGAAAAUAGCUGUGCAGCGACGCUCCCCAUCGAACCUGGCAGAGCUUGAGAGGAUCUGCAGAGAAGAAUGGGAGAAACUCCCCAAAUACAGGUGUGCCAAGCUUGUAGCGUCAUACCCAAGAAUAAUCUAGGCUGUAAUCACUGCCAAAGGUGCUUCAACAAAGUACUGAGUAAAGGGUCUGAAUACUUAUGUAAAUUUUAUUUUUCCUAUUUAUUUAUACAUUUGCUAAAAUGUCUAUAAACCUGUUUUUGCUUUGUCAUUAUGGGGUAUUGUGUGUAGAUUGAUGACGAAAAAACAACUAUUUAAUCAAUUUUAGAAUAAGGCUGUAACGUGACAAAGUGGAAAAUGUCAAGGGGUCUGAAUACUUUCCGAAUGCACUGUAUAUUUUUUCUGAGUUGUUGUUUCUGCAUUCCCUCUCCAGAGUCUGACACUGCACUGCCACCACUGUGCCCUGGUGACCAGCUCCAGCCACGUGCUGGGCAGCGGGGCCGGACCUGACAUCGACCGCGCCCAGUGUGUGAUCCGCAUGAACGAUGCCCCCACCACGGGGUUUGACCGUGACGUGGGGAGCCGGACCACCCUCAGGGUGGUGGCUCACUCCAGCGUGUUCAGGGUGGUUCGACGGCCAGCCGAGUUUCUCAACCUCACAGACCGCCAGGCAAAUUCUGCAGUCAUAUUCUGGGGACCACCCACCAAGAUUGGUAGAGAGGCUAAAGGAACACUGUACCGUCUGAUCCAGAGAGUCAGCAUGACCUACAGUAACCUGUCCAGCUUUACCAUCACUCCCAGCAAGAUGCACAAGUUUGAUACACUGUUUCAGAAGGAGACAGGGCGAGACAGGUGGGUAGAAUGGAAAGCAGAUAUGGUGACAGAACAAUGGGGAUAAUGCAAAAAUCAUUAAGUACAAAUUCAAUAUGGAAUUCAAUUUAUGAAUACAAUUUAUUUUGGCACUAUUCAUCUAUAAUGAUGCUGAGCACAAUGUGGAGAUUUUUCUGGGAUCUAAUGCCAUUAUCAAAAACUACAAAAUGCUAUUUUUUGUUAACAUUUUAUUCUAUGGUUUCCUUCCACAGAGCAAAGUCUCAGUCCUGGUUGAGCACCGGCUGGUUCACCAUGGUGAUCGCCAUAGAGAAGUGUGACAAUAUUAAAGUGUAUGGGAUGGUUCCGCCCAGUCACUGUGGGUGAGUAUAAACUAAUGAACAAGGUUACACAUAAGAGGAUGAAUCAAUCUAUCAAGCACUUAAAUCUAUCAGGCUAUUACAUUGUUGUGUGUAAUCAUAAAUUAGUAGUUAGUGAGCAAUUAGUUAAUCAUCUAUACUGAUUAUUAUGGAACCAUUGUCUGCAAUUGACAGGAUUGCUUUCAUAUGAAUAAUAGAACAUUGUGUAUUAUGGUUGUCUCUGAAAGAAGCCUGACGAAGACCUUUGGGUCGAAACAUUGCACUAUAAAACAGCGGGGGGAUAAUUCAACAAUGUGUGGGCACCAGUCUUCCUUGUUUAUGAAGGAGCCUUAUGGUUAUUGCUACCCAAUGUAUGCUGGUUGUCUUGAAGCACAUUGUCAAUGUAAUCAUUUGUAACACCUCUUCUUCCAGGAAAAAGCCCCAGCCCAAGAAGAUGCCUUACCACUACUAUAAACCCAGAGGCACAGAUGAGUGUGUGACCUACCUGCAGAACGAGAGGGGCCGGAAGGGGCCCCACCAUCGCUUCAUCACGGAGAAACAGGUGUUUGCACGCUGGGCCAAGCAGUAUAACAUCACCUUCGCCCACCCCACA
Coregonus sp. 'balchen' is the source of this 7650-nucleotide messenger RNA. The record is from the annotation of a GenBank genome assembly. Lineage: Eukaryota; Metazoa; Chordata; Actinopteri; Salmoniformes; Salmonidae.